This is a messenger RNA of Racocetra fulgida, 389 nucleotides long. Lineage: Eukaryota; Fungi; Glomeromycota; Glomeromycetes; Diversisporales; Gigasporaceae. The record is from the annotation of a GenBank genome assembly.
CUCCUGCUGAUUUACAACAAUCUGCCAAUACGAGUCAUAAUAAAGAAAUACGUAACCCUAGAAAUUGCAACAAACAUAGAAAUAGAGUAAAAAAGGACGAAGCAAAAGCAUGCCUCUUGUAUGAAAAAUUGGCUAAGUUUGGUAAAAAGGGUGGAGAUGUUUAUUGUUAUAGAAAAAAGAAGGAAAAUAGAAAAACCAACAAAAAUAACAAAGAAACCUACCCUGGAACCAAUAAUGAAGAUAAGGCUGACAACAAAAAUGCUGAUAAGAAUGAUGAGGAUGUUGAUUAUAAAAUAGUUGUUAAUGAAGAAGAUACAAAAUGGGAAGAAGCUAAAAGACCGAGAAUUUCUAUCGACCUUACAAACCUUGAAGAAGCUUGCGACAACUAG